Messenger RNA from Geodia barretti, 4606 nucleotides. The record is from the annotation of a GenBank genome assembly. NCBI's taxonomy places the organism in Eukaryota, Metazoa, Porifera, Demospongiae, Tetractinellida, Geodiidae.
UCUGCUUGCCAUGAAUGGUGUUUGUUAGUGCAUCGCUGGGCCUAUGGCAACUUUGCAUUUGGAGCCUGCCGCUUCUGGGGACACGCUUUGGUCUUGCUAAUCUAAUCUAUGGUGUGCAAAGUCCAUUCCUUAGGCUUGCUAUCACCACCGUCAGCUAUUGUUCCCUUUAAUUGGAUUAGGGAGUAUCGGUUUCUUGCUGCAGCAGUUGCACUAAAGUGGUCAGCUACUAGCCAAGAACUUCAGUGUGGUUGCAACUGUAUAUACCUCUCUUGCAUAGAGUAAGAGAAAAAGCUGAGCUUUUUGCCUUCUUGAUGAGUAAAGAAAACUGUUGAGUGGUGCAGACAGUUGUACCAUUCAGGAUUUACUAUUGAUAUAGAGGCAUAAACUCUGCAAUAAUGAUAGUGCAAUUGUGGCUGCAAUGCAGAGCAUAUGAAUGGCCAGUGUUAGCACCUGGUAGCGGAGAUCACUGGUAAAAUGGAGUGAGAAUGAGAGUUCUGUCCCUCAUGGGAGUGUCUUCCCUGUGCAGGUUGCUUCAGAGAAAGACUUUCUUGACGCGGUGAACAAAGUCAUCAAGGCCUAUGCCAAGUUUAGCUCCACCCCUCGCUACAUGACAUACAACUAACUCAUUCAGCUAUAAUAAUAGCUUGGGUGUAUAUUGUACUAUGUCUGUAGCGGCCAAUACUUUUCCCUGCUUAUACGAGCUGUCUGAUAUUAUGUCUCUGUUUUUGGUGGUCGCUCGCGUCAUUUUGUGCGCAUGCGCCGCGAGCGCUGCGGUAAUCGCGCUCCCCUCUCGCGGAAACGCACGCUAUAAUUAUACCUCCGCGAAGAAAGAACAUCCAGAUUCACGCUUUCUCCGAGUAUUGUUUCACAGCGGACAGUGCUGCCAGAGAACUUGCAGCGAUAAGGGUUCUGUCGUUAUUUCAAUCCACGUAUUCAGCUGAGCGUUUGCAGAACACCCCCCGCAUCGACCGCCGGACUUCCACUGCACCCGCGUUCAAGAAGAUGAAGGGAGAAGUAGUACUCCUUGCUGCGGUUCUUGGUCAUUUAGUGCUGUCCUGCUCCGCCCUUCAACCGUGGUGGUCGCUGGGGUUCGAUACAUGUGCGACGUCAAAUUCAAACUGCUCCAGAUGUGCAGAUACGCAUGUCUUUGAUAAACACCAAGAGAAUCUCUGUUCGCGACACGGGGAGACUGAAGUGGUCCGGGCCAUGUCUCGAGGGAUCCUCAAUUGUAUCCGAGACUGUCAGCAACAGUUCUCUAACACGCAGUGGAACUGUACCACCUUCAACGGAGAAUAUCUCUUUGGGCAUUUCAUCGAAAGUGCUACGAGAGAAACUGCGAUGCUAAACGCCUUCCUAAGUGCAGGAGCUACCCACGGGAUUGCCUCGGCAUGCCAUAAGAGUACAAUAGACGGCUGCCCGUGCAUUGCCGACCAAACGAAGAGAGAGGGCGGAAUCACUUAUCUGCAGAAGUGUAACGACAAUGUCCAGUUUGCCGUCGAUUUCAUGAAGAACUUUUACGGCAUCGAGGAUUCCACGGAUGAAGCUGACCUGGUGAACAAGUGGAACAACGAACUAGGCUAUCAAGCUGUAAACAAUCGGUCAACAUACUGUCGUUGUACCGGCCUCUCUGGCAGUUGCGUCGUCCAGACCUGCUACGAGCGGGCUCCCUCGGUUGACGAAAUCGGCCAAAAACUCAGAAACAAGUCACUUGGAUUUGAUAGGUGUGCCACUGAUCCAACUAAUUGCACAAACUGUGCCGACACACAUGUGUUCAACACCCACCAAGAGGAGCAGUGUUCGAGGCACGGCAAUACCGAAGUGGUGAAGGCCAUUUCUAAGGGAGCGCUCGAUUGCAUCCGACAGUGCCAGAAAAAGUUUAACAACACGCAAUGGAACUGCACCACUUUUAACGGAGAGUAUCUUUUUGGACGGUUCAUUGAAAACAUUACUCGAGAGACUGCUGUGGUAAAUUCCUUCCUGAGUGCAGGGGCUGCCCUUGCAGUUGCAGAAGCCUGUCACACGGGUGUCAUUGAUGGGUGUCCGUGCAUCGCAAGCACCAACUAUCGAGACGACGACACUACAUUUCUUCACCAGUGCAACGAUAAUGUGGAGUUUGCUAUUGGGUUUGUGAAAAAUCUCUACAACCUUGAGAGAUCCACCACGAAAGAGGAUGUGGUCACCCGGUGGAACAACAAACUAGGCUACGAGGCCGUCAACCGCACCUCAACCUACUGUCGCUGCAUCGGUCUCUCGGGCAGCUGUGUCCUGCAAAGUUGCUACCAGAGAGCUCCCACGAUCAGCGAAAUCGCCUGCGAGCUACGAAAGAAAUACGAUGGCUCGCAGAAAGUCGUGGAAGUGGACUCCAGCCUGUACCUCGCGGGAAACCCCGAUAUAAAAGCACUCCCCGACUUCCCUGUUCACCUCAGAAACACUCCAAACCUCUGUAUUCCUUCUCCGGAAGACAAUAUCCUGGGAACCAGGGGGCGCAGAUGCGAACCGAGCAUCAGUGGCCCUGACAGUUGCAGCUCUCUAUGCUGUAACAAUGGGUUUGAGUCGUUCACUUACGAGGUCCCAGUUGAGACAUGCAGAUUUGUAUGGUGUUGCAGAAUAGAGUCACUGGGGAGAACAAACUGCUCCGUUAGUUACGAGGGCUGUCCCAAUUGCGAAGACACUGGUGGUUGUGAGUAUUCUGGCCUACUGUGUAGAGGGCUGCGGAAUGCGAUUGGAGCCUGCCAGAAAAAGUUCUCAAACACACAGUGGAACUGUUCACUGGGUGAAGAGCACAUCUUUGGAUCUUUCGUGUGCAAUAGCUUCACCAGGGAAACUGCCAUAGUGGGUGCCUUACUAAGUGCAGGGGCUGCCCUUGCAAUUGCAGAGGCCUGUCACAAGGGUUUAAUCUAUGGGUGUCCGUGCAUCGCAAGCACUAACUAUCGAGAUGACAACACUACAUAUCUUCACCAGUGCAACGAUAACGUGAGGUUUGCUACUCGGUUUGUGAGAAAUCUCUACACCAUGGAGGGAUGCACCAUGGAAGAGGCUAUGGCCAACUUGUGGAACUACGAACUAGGCUACCAGGCCGUCCACCGCACCUCAACCUACUGUCGCUGCAUCGGUCUCUCGGGCAGCUGUGUCCUGCAAAGUUGCUACGAGAAGGCUCCCACGAUCAGCGAAAUCGCCUGCGAGCUACGAAAUAAAUACGAUGGCUCGCAGAAAGUUGUGAAACUGAACUCCAGCCUGUACCUCGCGGGAAACCCCGAUAUAACAGCACUCCCCGGCUUCCCUGUUCACCUCAGAAACACUCCAAACCUCUGUAUUCCUUCUCCGGAAGACAAUAUCCUGGGAACCAGGGGGCGCAGAUGCGAACCGAGCAUCAGUGGUCCUGACAGUUGCAGCUCUCUAUGCUGUAACAAUGGGUUUGAGUCGUUCACUUACGAGGUCCCAGUUGAGACAUGCAGGUCACUGGGGAGAACAAACUGCUCCGUUAGUUACGGGGACUGUCCCAAUUGCGAAGACACUCUUGUGUUCAACAAUCCUCAGGAAAAGCACUGCUCUCGUCACGGAGAGAAAGAGGUGGUGUGGGCACUGUCUAGAGGGCUGUGGCAUGCAAUUCGAGGUUGCCAGGAGCAGUUUACAAACACCCUGUGGAACUGUGCGCUGGGUGAAGAGCACCUCUUUGAAGAAUUCGUGUGUCAUAACUGGGCAACCCUGGGAAUUGCAUCAGCCUGCCACAGAGGAGUCAUAGACGGUUGUCCCUGCAACACUGGUGAAAACCGCAGAGAGGACGGAACUACCUUCCUCCAUACUUGCAAUGAAAAUGUCGAUUAUGCCAUUCGUUUCGUAAAAGAACUCUACAAUACCGAGGAUUGCGAUAUGGAGGUGGAUUUGGUGAGAAGUCACAAUUACAGACUGGGAUAUGAAGCUGUCAACAAGACCUCCACCUACUGUCGUUGUACCGGUCUCUCUGGCAGUUGCGUCGUCCAGACCUGCUACGAGCGGGCUCCCUCUGUUGACGAAAUCUUCAGCCAACUCAGACGGAAGUACGAAGGCUCGCAGAAGGUCGAAAAGAUAAACAACACGCUCCAUAUCGCAGGAAGACCAGACAAAACACCUCUACCUGGAUUCCCGGUUUACCUCUGCGAUACUCCCGAUCUUUGCGAAAUUCAGGACACCAGGGGACGCGUGUGUGACCCCCACAGCAGUGGGUCGGACAGCUGCAAUAACCUCUGCUGCGGAAGAGGUUUCGAGGAAGUUCACUACGACAUCCCCAACGAAAAGUGUCGUUUCGUCUGGUGCUGUCGGAUCAUGUGCACCUCACUCCCACCUACGCCUGCGAUACUGUAUCGCUGCUACUAACUUUUGUGAUUGUGAUGACUUCAGAUAUCGAUUCAUGCACAUUGUGAGAUAUCCCCCAGUAUGAUACUGUACUGGUAUUAUUAUUAUUAUAACAAAUACUCACUUAUUUUCCCAGUCAGAUACUCCCUCUUUUCCUGAUUGGUUCAUUUUUGCUAUGCAUUGCCUAUAAACCACCUCUUCAAGAUAUUGUCAUUGCUCUUAAUUUUGUGCAAUUUUUGUGGUGGAUAAUUGAUUUUUCUUGAGUUUACCCCAG